Pseudogymnoascus verrucosus is the source of this 2639-nucleotide messenger RNA. RefSeq lists its product as uncharacterized. NCBI's taxonomy places the organism in Eukaryota, Fungi, Ascomycota, Leotiomycetes, Thelebolales, Thelebolaceae. Gene Ontology annotation, biological process: carbohydrate metabolic process. The annotation marks the transcript as partial. The transcript has 3 exons. The record is from RefSeq and is a predicted model, not a curated record.
CAGUAACGCAAACAGCUCAAAUCUCCCUUUCUCUAUAGUUUUACAAUAUAUAGUUAAUAAUGCCUAAGUCGCGGUACGAAUGAAGGCAUUGUGGGAGUAUCACGCCAAAGGUUGAGAAUGGCGUCUCAUCUGAUCACCCAAAACGCCCUCAAGCCAUCACCUCUCAUCGCAUUGCUCAACCGAAUAACGCCGUGCUCUCAAGAAUUUCUAACAAAUAUUUGCUCUUUCUGGUCGGAACCUCAAACAGACGAUAGCUUGGUGGUAUGCGCUAUUUUUGAUAAACGAUAUAGUUUCCUCAAUGGGUACGUUUACACCCCUAUCUCGAUAUCCACUGUCGACGAAUCCUCUGGGGAGAUAAUCUUGGACUAUGGACGAUGUGAAGGAGGAGUACCUGUUUUUGAAAUAUCAACGGCAACCAGCGAAAAUGAGACUGUGGAGUUUGAUGUUAUAUAUAGCGAGACCCGGGAGGGCAUUGGUAAUGAGCAAGGCGAUGGGCCAUUCUUCUUGUUCUCAAAUGCCAUGAACACGUACCGUCGGGAAAGUUAUAAACUCAAGACUUCCGAUGCGCCUACGAGACUAGAAGCCAGAUAUACCCAACAGUCACAAAGAUACCAAAAGCUGAUCCUACGGACACCCAAAUCAACGCUCAAAUUUUCAGUCAUUGGAUUCCGCGACUUACGUCAGAAGACACCCAUAAUAUCUUCAUUUAGAUGCUCGGAUGAAGCAUUGAACAAUAUUUACGACGAUGGGGUCAGGACGGUCCAGAUGUGCACGAUGGCGGCAGGAGAAACGCUUCCAAGCUGGGAAGUCACAGACAGUGGUACAAGAGUCUUUGGUCAACAUUGGGCGCCUUGCAGAUAUGGCACACGCUGGGCCGAUAUAACAGUUCAAUUUGAUGUUUUAAUAGAGCAGUCGGGCGCAAGCUGGGGGAUUCAUAUGGUUGCAAAUGGACUCAUAUUCUCCCUGGAUGUCGAAAAACGCUUGGUUACCGCAUUCGAGGGGUUAUCACACGUCAACAGUGUGUUUCCAAGCACACCUCGGGGGUCAUGGACAUUGGGAGAUGAAAAUCUGGGUAACUGGAUUGCUGUAAAGAUCUCUACCAUUGGCGCUUCUGUAACUCUAGAAAUAGAUGGCGACAUGGUUGCGACUCUGGACGACCUGAACAUCCAUCCUCUCCUAGGUGGUGCUGCAAACAAUACCGGAUCGAUCGCAUUUGGUGGACCCUCUUCCUAUACAGCUCUGUACCGGAAUUUAAUUGUUGCCGACACCGAUGGCCAGAUUUUAUAUGAGAACAACUUGCUGCCAGAAAAUAAGCAACGCACGAUGGUUGAUUUUGCCGUUGGCACAAACCAGGUUCCCUGUACUAUAGAUGGUGCAAAAAGGGAUCGCGCUGUAUUUGGGGGAGAUCUAUACGUCAUGGGACGAUCGCUCUAUUAUUCGACAGGCCGGUUUGAGGCUAUUCGGGGUAGCAUUGACCUACUAACAAGCCAUCAAAUGGAGGGAGGAUAUUUGGGAAAUCUUUCCCCGGCCCAAGCACCGCUUCAUGAUGAAAAUACAGAGCCACCAACCGACAAAUUUUACUCUCUGAGUUAUUCACUGUUGCUAAUCACAGCGAUCAAGGACUAUUGGCUUCACACCGGCGAUGAGAAUGUUGUUCGUGGGGUUUGGCAUAAAUUAGAGAAGCUUCUGCAUUUCACCGAGACGUUCCUCGACAGCCGCGGCUUGGUUGUUGCGCCACCGCCGCUUUCAAUGGAUUGGUUUCCCCUGGGUGGUCCUAUCUUUGGGGCUUCUGCUAAGAUAAAUAUGGCGUAUUAUGAGGCGUUGGCCUCAAUGGCAACAAUGAGCGGCGAGCUUCAUAUGACUGACUGCUAUACAAGCCGUUUAGAACCGCUCAAACGCAGUAUCAAUGAGCAUAUGUGGAGCGAGAAAGGACAAGUCAUGAAGAUGAGUUGCACAUCGAAUCCACUAGGUAUCUGCCAAGACGUGAACGCCUACGCUGUUGCGACUGGUAUUGCACCGCCGAAGUCGGAUCGGUUAGCAUCUGACUAUACUGAAAACCCUACAGCCUACCAAGGUAUCGAAGGUUGGGAUAGGAUAAAGAUUAUUAGCCCCUAUGCGACCGGCUUCGCAGCGGAAGCUCAUUUUAUUGACAAUGAUCCUGAAGCGGCAAUCAAACUUAUCAAGCACGUCUGGGGCAUGAUGGCAGAUCCAUCCAACGAAAAUUAUUCGGGCGCACAUUGGGAAGCAAUGAAGCCCGAUGGUAAGCCAUUUGGACACGACACUUCGCUUGCUCAUGGUUGGUCAACUUGGCCAACAUUUCUUUUACCUCAAUAUCUCGGAGGUUUAACGCCACUCGAACCGGGGUGGAAGAGAUGGUCUGUUAAGCCGCUGCUUGCUGGAUUGUCGGAGGUUGAUGUUACUUUGAAAACAGUGGCGGGUGUCAUACAAAUGUCAUUGAGAAUACAAGAUGGAAAUAGUGAAGGGCAGAUUCGAGUAACGGUUCCGAGGGGAACUCAGUGUGUGGUAACUCCGCCUUCUGGUUGGUUAUUAGACUCCUCUGAAAAGAACACUUCUAAGAAUGGGACAUUGGUUGUGGAGGGAAAAGACGUAGAAAUCGUUGUAGGUAUAGUAAAGAAGGU